CCGGAAGCGAUUACGUGUUUGGGAACUGCGUACCGCGAAGGUUGGUACGGCCUCGUGAAGUCGGAGAAGAAGGCCGCGAAAAUUUUCAAGCGCGCCGUGGAGCUCGGGGAAGUGGACGCGAUGACCAACCUUGGGGCCGCGUACUAUAACGGGGAAGGCGUCAAGCAGGACUGGAAAAAGGCGAAGCGGCUGCAUCGAAUGGCCGCAGACCGCGGUUGCGCAACGGGACAGUGCAACGUCGGUGAAAUUUGCGAGGUCAAAGAAGGGGACAUCAGCGAAGCGCGAAAAUGGUACGCGCUUUCGGCCGCCCAGGAACUCGCGCGGCUUCGCCGCCAUGUGGAGAACGAGGUGCCGGAAGCAAUUUCGUUUUUGGGAUGUGCGUACCGCCGCGGUUACUUCGGCCUCGUGAAAUCCGAUAAGAAAGCCGCGAAGAUUUGGAAGCGCGCCGUGGAGCUCGGGGACGUGGAGGCGAUGGUACAACUUGGGGCCGCGUACUAUUUAGGGCGAGGCGUCAAAUUGGACUGGAAAAAGGCGAAGCGGCUGCAUCGAAUGGCCGCAGACCGCGGUUCCGCAGUUGGACAGAAAAACAACGAGGUGCCGGAAGCGAUUGCGUUUUUGGGAAGGGCGUACCGCCACGGUGACUUCGGCCUUGUGAAAUCCGAUAAGAAAGCCGCAAAGAUUUUCAAGCGCGCCGUGGAGCUCGGGGACGUGGACGCGAUGGUGAGCCUUGGGGCCGCGUACUAUCUAGGGCAAGGCGUCAAGCUGGACUGGAAAAAGGCGAAGCGGCUGCAUCGAAUGGCCGCAAACCGCGGUUCCGCAAUGGCACAGUGCAACGUCGGUGAAAUUUGCGAGGUUAAAGAAGGGGACAUCAGCGAAGCACGAAAAUGGUACGCCCUUUCGGCCGCCCAGGGCUUCAAG
Molecule: messenger RNA, 918 nt
Organism: Aureococcus anophagefferens
Lineage: Eukaryota; Pelagophyceae; Pelagomonadales; Pelagomonadaceae
Exons: 3
Molecular function (GO): protein binding
Source: RefSeq, a predicted model, not a curated record